AUGCAUCAGCCAAAUAACAAGCGUCUUCAACUGCCAACCAGACAGAAAGUCAAAUCUGGCUGCAAAACCUGCAAGACAAGACGCGUGAAAUGCGAUGAAAGUCGACCAGCAUGUCGACGCUGUGUCUCUACUGGCCGAGUCUGUGAUGGCUAUGGCAUCUGGGGAGGCGGUGGGAGUCCCUACGGCCCACCACAAAGUAAUAAAGCCCUGUCAACGUACUGUACGCCGGUUCCACUGGGCAGCAUGACCCAUGAAGAGCAAAUGUACUUCGACUGGUUUUUGGAUAGGACAACCAAAAAGUUUGCCGGUCUAUUCGCCUCAGAAUUCUGGGAAACCCUCGUCUUACAGGCGAGCGCACAGGAGCCCGCCGUGCGACAUGCGGUGGUCGCCUUGUCGGCUGCACAUAGAUUCGAUCACAGUAACUCGGCCUGGUCAAUUCCUACUACCUACGGGCUCGAUGCGGAACAGUUCACUCUGCAGCAAUAUAAUAAAGCGAUCCAUCAUUUACGCUGGAUGAAGGGGAGCACACAUAAGAAUACUCUGCGUGUUGCCUUGGUCACUUGCAUGAUCUUCGUUACAUUGGAGUAUCUGCGUGGGCAGUACCAAAUGGGUAGUGCGCACCUAAGAUACGGAUUGCAGCUUCUCGCAAGUAUGUCAACAACGCAACCUCGAUCAUCUUUGUCGCCGAAUGUUUUGAGUCCGGCAGAGGACUUUGCUCACAAUGCUCUAAUCGAUUCUUACUCUCGUUUGAGUAUUCAGGCUGCCAUGUUUGGCCAUGUUCCUUCACAUAUGUGCAUCAUGACACGGGAUCCGCAAGUCCAUGCAAUCCCAUACGCUUUCACUUCGAUUCUUGAUGCCCGGAGAACGCUCGACGACCUUCUGAACAGAGGCUACUGCCUAAAAAGACAUUUCUAUAACAUUCGCUUUUCUCAAUCACAAUCAAAAACAAUCGACCCGGAGAUAGCCGAAACACAACAUGGAAUCGUCACCGACCUAGUGCUUUGGCGAAAAGCAUACAACGCCUCAAUUGCUCGUCUUGAAUCAGAGGCUAAUUGCAAAGAUAAAUUUGGAAACACUCUACUUCCCCUAUAUCACGAAAUGGCAACGAUUAUGGCAUCGGUCUGCCUAUCCGACGAUGAGAUGAUCUUCGACUCAUACACACCAAAUUUCCUCGCAAUUCUAGCAAAAUUCAUCGAGUUAUGGAAUAUAUGGGCAAGCGCUAGUAUCCAGAUACAAGAGGUGAAAGAUUUGUUCAGCACUCCAGAAUCUCACGGCGAAUGCCAUGGGUUCACUGUUGAGUCUGGAUUCAUUCCGCCUGUCUAUUAUACCGCUCUCAAAUGCCGUAUUCCUCGACUUCGACGGCAGGCUAUUCGAAUUCUGCGAGCUGCUCCACAUAGGGAAGGUGUGUGGAAUGGCCUUCUCCUCGCUAAUGUCUUGGAAGAAGUGGUGAAGAUUGAGGAAGAAGGGAUUUGCAGUAAUGACGCCGAGACGGAGCAGCCAAUGUAUACAGUUAUGCCAACUGCCAAAGACUUUCCUGCGCCGGAAAUCGACGCAUCAAAGCGCAUCUCAGAUGUGGCUGUGAUUCUGCCAGAUGAGGUGAUGGGAGAUACUUUUGUAGGUUAUAAGAAGAAGCUCGAAGGUGGCGGGUGGGCUACUUAUAAGCGCAGGAUAGAGCCAUUCUGGGCCAAGUGCCCACCUGCAUGA
Molecule: messenger RNA, 1704 nt
Organism: Penicillium verhagenii
Lineage: Eukaryota; Fungi; Ascomycota; Eurotiomycetes; Eurotiales; Aspergillaceae
Product: Zn(II)2Cys6 transcription factor domain-containing protein
Exons: 2
Coding region: 1-1704 (567 amino acids)
Biological process (GO): regulation of DNA-templated transcription
Molecular function (GO): zinc ion binding; DNA-binding transcription factor activity, RNA polymerase II-specific
Source: RefSeq, a predicted model, not a curated record